CAUGACUUUAUGAGCCAGAUUGUCCCAUACAGGCGGGAGAUUUGGAAACAACACUUUCUGUUUUACUACUCCCCGUGUCAAGUACAGAAAUACACAAAUUCUUCCAGACAGUUCGGCCGGUGACAGAUCGAAUUAAUGGGAGUCAGCGCCCAAAUGGACCCGUUAGACUUUAAAACGAAUGAAGAGUUGCUGUUUUUCUUCCACCGGAAGAAGACAGAGAUUUCGUGCAUAGAAGAACCGCACAGACUCCUCACUCAGCUGCGCGACUACGAUCUGGUGCCAGAGAAACUUUUUGAGAAUGUGAAAAAGAUGCGUACUCGUAAGCAGAAGGAGAAGGGCUUCUAUGAGGUUCUGGACUGGGUGGAGAAAAAUAGACCUCAGGACAUACAACAGUUCUGGCGCUGUGUGUUUGAAGAUCAUAUCCUUCACCUGUACCCAACGCUACGUAUCCUCAGAAACAGUCUGCUGGACGGCACUUUCAAACUCUAUGAGAAACCUCCGGAUGUUGAGACACUCACAGAGGAGGAAGACAGCGAAGGAAAGGCAGAGAAAGGGAAGGAGAAGAGCUACAAAAGAAAGGGAAGUAAAGAUGACAAAAGUAGUGAGGAUAGUGAUGAUCCUGGUCCUUCCUCUACUUCCACACCCAAGCGGAGGAAACCAGCCAAAAAACCCUCAUUCUCAUCUCCUGUGAAGAAAGGUGACAAACAGGAGAUUUGGAAGUGGCCUAUUUAUAAAAUUCAGCUGCCUGUAAGCUGUGGGGAUAAAGAAGGAACUCUCUAUCGGGACAAACUGCCCGAAGGGGAGAAGUGUAUUUUGUCCCAGGGACGCUGGUUCACCCCAACUGAUUUUGAGAAGUUUGCGGGGAAGGAAAAGUGCAAAAACUGGAAACUCAGCAUCCGCUGCAGAAACACACCGCUUAAGAAACUCAUCGAAGAGGAGCAUCUUCUGUGUCCACCGAUGGAAAGAAGAAAGAGAACAUGUGUCCAAAAAAACAUGAAUGAGAGGUUUCCAGUCAGCUCAUCUGAGAGCUCCAGUGAAGAUUUAGAAACAAGCUCUGGUUCGAUGGAGGAAAGCGAUGUUGAAGAUUUCCAGGAGCAGGGAGGGAGAGGAGGAGGAACAGAGUUUAGAGGGAGAGCCCAGGAAGAGGAGGAGGAAGAAGAAGACAUGGCAGAUCUGUCUGUUUUCCAGGCUUCCUCUUUACCAGUCACCUGUGUUUCACUUACUGGGACUCUGUACAAAUACAGGUUUGCGUCAGGGAGUCGUGGGAAGUGUAUACGUACUGAGGAAAGAUGGUUCACUCCGGAGGAAUUUGUAAAGCAGGAACUGAUUCUCACUGAUGGACACUGGAAGAAAAAUAUACUGUGCCAUGGAAAACCGCUCAACUUUUUACUCAAGAAAGAAAUCCUGCGCAUCCAUUCCCUUCUGUGUGAAUGUGUGAAAUGCAGUAGUCAAGAGCAAGAUGUGACGGCCCAGAACAAUGAUGACGAGUGUUAUGUGUGUCGCUCUGAGGGAGAUCUUGUGUGUUGUGACGAGUGUCCACGAGCUUUUCAUUCACACUGUCACCUACCAACUGCAGACGGAGACUCACCUGGGGAAUGGAUUUGUACCUUGUGCGUGUUAAGAAACAGUCAACAAUGGCGUGACUCCAGUAACAUGUCUGAACAAGAAGCUUUCAAUGCCCCAGUGUCUCAAUACAGAUUGCACUGCCACUGCCUCCUGUUAUGUGUGUACAGAGAGGACAUCAAGAAGGUGUUUGUUAAGGAUCCACGACAAACGGUGUCCAGAUACUCUGAGGUCAUAACUCAGCCGAUGUGGCUGGACAGAAUAAAGCAGAAGUUGGAAAGUGGAGAGUAUCAGACGGUAGGAGCGUUCGUCUCUGACUUUCAGCUCAUUUUCAGCAACUGCAGCAAGUUCAAUGGGGACAAUGAGUUUGGCCGAAUGGGUGCCAGGCUGAAGCAAAUGUUUGAGGAAGAGUUCCAGAAAAUCUUUAGUAUCCAAUGACAGCUCUCUUUUACAAGUCUUUCAAAGAUACAAUUGAGAGCUGGGUAGCUUCAAAUAUUAAUUAGAUCUCAUUAUAAUGUAUAUAAUAUGUAUACAAUUUUUAAUUUUGCAGUCCUGCGAAGAAUAAGUGGUUUGGAGAAUGGAUGGAUGCAGUACAGGACUUAGUUGCUGUUCAACACUAUACAUCUUUUUUUUGUAAUGCCAUCUUUCCAAUGCAGUGAGGGAUUAUGUAAUUCCCAACAUUAUACUUAUGGUAAUUUGAUUAUGACAAUACAGAAGAUCUGCUACUAUUAACUUUUUCUUCUACUCCAUAUAGACGAUAAUGACUGUUAGUGUUCAGGUACCUUAAAGGUGAAGGGUGCCAUUUCUGUAAUUGCAAGAACAAUUAUUGUUUUAAAUAGGUUCCUAAACAAUCUGACCACCCUUUCUGACCUGCUCCGUCUUCCAUUGUUCAAAAAACAGGCAGCCCCACCACCAAACACACGGCAUUAAAAACACUACAGAGCCAGAUAUUUGCAUUCUUUUUUUGGAAAUUAAUCCAAAAAUUUUUUUUUUUUUUUUUUUGUGGCUUUGCAGGUUUUUUUUUUAAUAAAAAAAAUGUUAACAAUAAAAAUGGCACAAUUCACCUUAAAGACCUAAAUCAAAAUGUAUUGCAGCAUUUUGUUGUUUGAAUCAUUUGCUGUUCAUUAUUCUGUUGUUGUUGUUUGUUUAAUUACAUAUAAACAUACAUUAUAUAUAAAUAAAUC
Sinocyclocheilus rhinocerous is the source of this 2747-nucleotide messenger RNA. Its product is annotated as nuclear body protein SP140-like protein. Gene Ontology annotation, molecular function: protein binding; DNA binding; DNA-binding transcription factor activity, RNA polymerase II-specific. Gene Ontology annotation, cellular component: nucleus. Lineage: Eukaryota; Metazoa; Chordata; Actinopteri; Cypriniformes; Cyprinidae. Gene Ontology annotation, biological process: regulation of transcription by RNA polymerase II. The coding region runs from base 136 to 2001 and encodes 621 amino acids. The record is from RefSeq and is a predicted model, not a curated record. The transcript is spliced from 16 exons.